Quercus lobata is the source of this 732-nucleotide messenger RNA. RefSeq lists its product as uncharacterized. The record is from RefSeq and is a predicted model, not a curated record. The transcript has 2 exons. Lineage: Eukaryota; Viridiplantae; Streptophyta; Magnoliopsida; Fagales; Fagaceae. The coding region runs from base 1 to 732 and encodes 243 amino acids.
AUGGCUCCUUAUGAGGCUUUAUAUGGUAGAAAAUGCAGGUCCCCAUUGUGUUGGAAAGAGGUUGGUGAGAGAAAAUUGUUGGGAUCAGAAAUCAUUCAGAUGACAUUUGAGAAGAUUAAUCUGAUUCAUGAAAGGUUGCAAACAGCACAAAGUCGACAAAAGAGUUAUUAUGACAACUUGAGAAGGAAAGUAGAAUUUGAAGUUGGAGAUAUGGUAUUUUUGAAAGUCGCCCUAAUGAAGGGUGUGAUGAGAUUUGGGAAGAAGGGGAAGUUGAGUCCCAGAUUUGUUGGUCCAUUUGAGAUCCUAAAACGCAUUGGUAAAGUUGCCUACGAGUUGGCCUUACUGCCUACACUUGCAAGAGUGCAUAAUGUGUUUCAUGUUUCCAUGUUGAGGAAGUACAUCCCGAAUCCUUCACAUAUUUUGAACUAUGAGCCACUCAAGAUCAAAGACAACUUGACUUAUGAGGAAGUUUCAAUCCAAAUUCUUGACUGCAAGGAUCAAGUGCUAUGCACCAAGACCAUAUCAUUAGUUAAGGUCAUUUGGAAGAAUCACACAGUGGAGGAGGCAUCUUGGGAGCGAGAAGAUGAGAUGAAAUCAAAUUAUCCAGAGUUGUUCAUUAACGAAGUUGAACGUGAGACUUCAGCAGAUAUGGUUUCCUUUAGCUCUAAAUUUAGGGAGUUGAAUAUUCAAUGGCUAGACUUGUCCCAUGUUUGCAGGAAAGAGAAUGCUUGA